This is a messenger RNA of Rhipicephalus microplus (southern cattle tick), 1443 nucleotides long. RefSeq names its product A disintegrin and metalloproteinase with thrombospondin motifs adt-2. Gene Ontology annotation, biological process: proteolysis. Gene Ontology annotation, molecular function: metalloendopeptidase activity. The record is from RefSeq and is a predicted model, not a curated record. Lineage: Eukaryota; Metazoa; Arthropoda; Arachnida; Ixodida; Ixodidae.
GCCAAGGUCUGUGAACGCGCCUUCUACUGCCGUUUAACGAACUACGCUCAUUUGCUCUCGUUUCGUCGGGAGCAUCAUAAGUGAAAACCUAUAGGAGCUAUAGCUGUUUUCAGCAAGCACUAUUCGAGAGAAAAAUAAAUGGCCCGGUUGGUCCGACGUUCGCCAUCCAGCGUGAUGCGAGCUUUGUUUGCCAUCAGCACGGCACUGCAACUACUUCUGCUGGAUGCAGCGUCCGCCGUCCAGGAUCCACGGCUCCCCGACGAGAGUGCCAGGGUGGUCUACAGGCCCGAAAUUCUGUCGCUGCGCACUGGGGAGCGCAGGUUGUACGUACCGCUUCGGCGCAAGCCGGCCGCAUUUGAGUCCGUCGCCGGCGGUGCAAUAUCGCCGCCGUCCAACUGCACUUUCGAAGGCAACGUCUACGAGCAGGGCGUCAGCGGUACGGGCAGGGCGGUGGUGAUCGCCUGUCCCGGUGACCCAGAAGUGCACGCCAUCAUCAUCACUUAUCAGGGCGAGGCGAUUACAGUGGCGCCCAAUCGGAACCGCAGUGGCACGGCGGGCGUCGACGGUGAAGAUGAAGAAAGACACGUGGUGCGCCGCGUACCCUCAACGUCCAAGCUGCUGACCUCCUGGAGCAAGCUGUCCACCAGGAGACGCAGAUCUACUUCGUCCGGUGGACGUGCCAUUGAGCUGGCGGUGUUCGUGGACGCCGCGUUGAGUAACAACAGUCCAGACCAGAGCGAGCUGCACAAGCUCCUCUUAGCCAUGCUCGAACAGGUCCAACUCAUCCUGGAGUACAGGUCAUUGGGAACGCCGAUCAAGCUGAAUAUUGUCCACCUUGAGGUCCUCAACGCUGGGAAUGGACCUGCCACGGCUGGCGGUGAGGUCGGCAACUACCUGGACAACUUCUGCAUAUGGCAGUGCAGAAUGAACCAGCAAAGGGCAGCGCGAGGAAGCGGACGGUGGGACCAUGCAAUACUGCUGUCUGGACUGAACCUGCGCAGUGGCAACAACGACAAUGUCGUGGGCUUGGCGUUUGUGGGAGGCAUGUGCGAACGCCGCUUCAGCUGCACGAUCAUCCAAGCCGAGAGCUUUCAGGCUGCGCUGGAGGCAGCGCACGAGAUCGGGCACAACCUUGGAAUGGAACACGAUGGCACUAAAAACCGCUGCGACCCGGACCGAUUUAUCAUGUCUCCUGCAACGGGCCCAGGAAAGACCAGCUGGUCCGCCUGCUCAAGACAGUACCUGGAGGACUUUCUCGCGAGCCGGGGGUCUUCGUGCCUUGCGACCGAGGACAGUGAGCCGGUGGAGGAGCUGAGUGAAGACCCGCUUCCUGGCGAGCUGUUUCCGGCGGACGACCAAUGCAAGCUUGCCCUCGGAAAGCGUUACAGCGCAUACGCUUCGUCCAAGAGCCCUUUCAACGCAAGUGCUCCUUUGUACCAAUAG